AUGCAGACUCUUUGGGUCCGUGCCAAGUUGGAGAGGGUAACUCUGCAGCAACAAGCUUCCUGCCUUCAGAACGUGGUGUUUGCGCAACCACAGAUUUCCUAUCCAAUCAACGCGCAGACACCUCCAGUGGCAGUUAUUGACCAGCCUUUCAGCUUCUCAUUCGCCCCGGGCACCUUCUCGUCUACUCAACCACUCAGCUAUAGUCUAGCAGUCUCACCAGAUUGGCUUCAGCUUGACUCGGAUUCUAGGACACUACUCGGAAUACCAUCAGAGCAAGAUGUUGGCCAUGUCCAUAUUACUCUAACGGCUAGCGAUGGCGAGGGUACAGCAAUACUGGACGCAGAUCUCUUGGUUGUGGAUCAGAAAUCUAUUCUCACCGCCCGUGAUAUUCUCAGCGACCGCAUCAGUGAGGCAGGCGAAUACUCUGCUCCCUCGACGUUGCUUCUCCGACCACAAACUGCAUUCACCUUGGCAUUCGGACCGGACGUCUUCGAUACAGACGACUCAAGCAUCAAAUACUAUGCAACCUCUGCCGACAAUUCGCCUUUACCAGCAUGGGUACACUUCGAUGACAAUGCUGUGAUUUUCUCUGGCACAUCGCCGUCGCUUCUGACACCACAAUCCAGUCCACAGACAUUUUCAUUUGCGCUAGCAGCAUCCACCAUACUUGGCUUCUCGCAAGCAGUAGUCAACUUCCAAGUAUCCGUCUCUAACCAUGUUCUUGCAUUCCUUCAACCUACACAGAAGUUCAACGCGUCUGUUGGCGACGAAUUCUCGACUCCAGCUCUACUGAGUCAACUAUACCGAGACGACACACCAUUAGACCGUUCGUUGAUCCGUGUCACAUCGUCUAACCAACCAGAUUGGCUGAUGUUACGCGAGGAUGAGCUUUCUUUCCAUGGCAUUGUACCCGACGUCUCAGAUACAGUCUUCAGCUUAUCAGUGACUGAUAAUCUGAACAAUGUUGCUGAAACUGAGAUUCGGAUCUAUCUCAACGACCCAAAAGCAGACGAUUAUCCGAUCGAGUUGUACCUCGGAAUGCUCGAUGUCACAAGAGGUUCUCUUUUAGAAUAUAGCUAUGACUUGGGCGGCAAGGUCGACCCUUCGGACGACAUUGAGCUAGAUCUGAACUUGGCCAGGUCUUGGCUCACCUUCUCAAGGAACAACUUCACCCUUAGAGGCAUCGUACCGGACGAUGCAGAUGCGGCUGUCUUCAACAUCACAUUGAUGAUCAAGCAGGAUGAAAACAUCAAACAGCUUGACAAUCUUACCAUCCGCAUCAUCCAGGGCGACAAUCCUACUAGUACGAACAUUUCCGAGACCAACAGCGGCACAACCACUCCCACCGCCACUGACAACGGAGUUGCAUCAAGUGGUGACGAAACCCAGGCUCCUGUGACAAGAAAGAAGGCACUGGCACUCUUGGUAGCAUUGCCUAUACUUGCAGCGGCUCUACUAUGCUUAGUUGCUUUCAUCGUGGUGCGGAAAUCGCGAGAUCGACCUCUGGAGACGAGCCGCCAUUCUACGUCAGCCACUUCUAACGGGCGAGCUUCCACACAAGACAUGUCCCAUGAUUCAAGCUCUGAAAACAUUGUUAUAUUGGCUGGAACGUCACCUUUGUCACAAUCCUCAGCCGGUGUCAUGCCCUCAUCGCCGCCACUAAGGGUUGACCUGCCCUGGUCACUGCACCUGAAGCCUCGAAAUAGGAGGCAUUCGGUGAAUGAGGACGACGCAGCAACAACACCUACUACACGGUCGAGCUGGGAACUAUUGCUGGAGGAUGACGAUCACGUAGACUCUGAAACGGGUUCUCCUGGCGGGCUCGAAAUGGCUAGCACCAGCUUAACUGGGUGGGAGCACUCAAAGCGACCACUUACAAGCCCACGUCAACAAAGGAGCUUAUCGGUUCAACGUCUUGGUUAUCGUAAUUUCAAGCCUGAGUCACAAGCCAUGAUGGCAAAGUUCGAUGGUAGACGGAGAAGUGGCCUUGGCCAUGGUAAUGUACUUGAGGCCACUCCAUCAAAUCAUGUUGAGUCAGCGCUACGUUCGGUACCACUGUCGCCUACAUCGGAGAUGCAAAUAGCUCAGAAGUAUGGUAAUCGACGAUUCAGAGAACCAUUGAGGUUACAGGAGCGAUCUGCUACACAUGGCUUAGGAAAACAACCAAGACUCACGACUUGGAAGACGACGUUGAAGCAGAAAGUACCAUCGUCAACAAGCACUGAGUCUAUCUACGCACCACCAGCAGAGGAGGAAGGUUCAGCUAGGACUGAGUCUGGCAGCAGUUCGGCUUCAAGGUGGGAAGACGACGACUGGACGACGGGGAGCAGUGAACAUCAGAGUCAGGGUAGGCAGGCCAGAGAAGUCGCGGGUGGACUCAGCUUACGAGUGGCUGAUCGAGAGAAGAGUGAGGUCGCGAGAGGGCCGCGGAUCACUAGUGCUCUCAGUCAGGGACCAAGUCUAGGAAGCCAGCAAUCGGGGAAUAGCCAAGGGAUCAGCUUGAGGUUCAUAUAG
This is a messenger RNA of Lithohypha guttulata, 2514 nucleotides long. It is a transcript of the gene AXL2, whose product is annotated as polarity establishment/cellular polarization. Gene Ontology annotation, molecular function: calcium ion binding. Lineage: Eukaryota; Fungi; Ascomycota; Eurotiomycetes; Chaetothyriales; Trichomeriaceae. Gene Ontology annotation, cellular component: membrane. The record is from RefSeq and is a predicted model, not a curated record. Bases 1 to 2514 code for a protein of 837 amino acids. The transcript is spliced from 2 exons.